Exophiala mesophila is the source of this 1818-nucleotide messenger RNA. RefSeq lists its product as uncharacterized. Gene Ontology annotation, molecular function: metal ion binding; hydrolase activity, acting on ester bonds; nucleotide binding. The record is from RefSeq and is a predicted model, not a curated record. Gene Ontology annotation, biological process: nucleotide catabolic process. NCBI's taxonomy places the organism in Eukaryota, Fungi, Ascomycota, Eurotiomycetes, Chaetothyriales, Herpotrichiellaceae. The transcript is spliced from 3 exons. The coding region runs from base 1 to 1818 and encodes 605 amino acids.
AUGUUCACUGUCUCGCAAGCCCUUACAUUGUGUAACCUCAUUAUAGUGUCUCUACUCUCCAGCACAAUAUUCGCUGAGGAUGUGUUGUAUAGUAGACGACAUGCACUUGCGAAGCGCGGUCUGGACGCAGACGGCAACUACAAUAUUUCAUUCUUUCACAUCAACGACGUUCAUGCUCACUUGGACGAAUUCAGUUCUUCUGGGACUGACUGUACACGACCUGAACGCGGAUGCUACGGCGGCUACGCACGCGUCAAGCAUGUGAUCGACCAGCAGCGGCCGGCAUACAACGACAGCUUGUUCAUCAAUGCAGGGGACGAGUUUCAAGGAACUAUGUUCUACACCUUCUAUGGUGGUGAAAAGAUAGCCGAAACACUCAACCAACUAGGCUUUGACGCCAUGACACUCGGUAAUCACGAGUUCGAUGCUGGAGAUGACACUCUAGGGGAAUUCUUGGAAAACCUUACUUUCCCUAUAGUCUCUGCGAAUAUUCAAUCGAACCAUCCUGUGCUUAAUCAGACCAUCAAGCCAUUCCACAUCUUUGAAGACAAGGGACUGGCUGUGAUUGGAGUAACAACCGAGACAACUCCAAGUAUCUCGAGUCCAGGCAGAGGCACAGUUUUCACUGAUGCUAUUGAAGCGGUCCAGAACACAGUCAACUUCAUCUACAACACCACAAACGUCACUCGUAUCGCCGCUCUGACCCACAUUGGGUACGACGAAGAUCAGAAACUAGCCGAAAGCACGACCGGGUUGCACCUCAUCAUCGGCGGCCACAGUCAUACCCCUCUUGGUGAUUUUGAGAUCGCCGAGGGCCCUUAUCCCACCAUCGUCGACAACGCUGACGGGGAUGAGGUUUUUAUUGUUACCGCAUAUCGGUGGGGAGAAUACCUAGGCUACAUUGACGUGACCUAUGACCCUACAGGAAAAAUACUGGCUUACCACGGAGGACCGAUUCACUUGACAAAUGAAACAGAUCAGGAUCCCGAGUUGCAACUCCAAGUCGACUCGUGGAGAGGACCAUUUGAGGAAUUCGCCGCGCAAGAGGUGGGCAUGUCACUUGUGGAGCUGGAUCAAACCACAUGUCAGCGACAAGAGUGUCUACUUGGUGAUUUCAUGGCAGAUGCCAUGUUUGAGUAUCGUCUCAACAGUUCCGACAGCGUUGACUUUGCAUUGAUUAAUGCGGGUGGUAUUCGAGCGACUAUCGAUGAAGGCCCGAUUACUCGCGGAGAAAUUCUCACGUCGUUUCCCUUUGGAAAUUCCAUCGUGGAGAUAACUUUAACCGGAGAUGAACUCUGGGGUGUUCUGGAAGGCAUCAUGACUCGUAUUAAUCAGAACAAUGGGAGACCAGUAACGAGCUUCUUACAAGUCAGUCGAGGAAUCGCCAUCGAAUACAAUCCAGCAAAUGAAAACGGCACGAAGCUAGUUGGGGUAACCAUUGGAGAUGAACCUCUGGACCUGGAAGCCGAAUACAACAUUGUGACUCUUGAUUUUUUGGCAGGGGGCGGCGACAACUUCUUUGAACCUACCACGGAUUUCAUCACCCUCGACACUCAAGACGAGGUCCUCACUCGCUAUGUUCAAGCCCAAAGUCCAGUGGAUAUCGAGCUCGACGGCCGUAUUCGAAUUGUCAACGGCACUGGUGGAACGGCGAAUGGCAAGGAGUCAGGUGAUGCUGCUGAAACCUCUUCGGGCACAUCCACCGAAACAGGUGGCACGUCAUCCCCAACUGGCGGCGCUCAAUCCUUGACCUAUUCUGUCCAUGUAUCACUAAUUGGUUUUGCAAUGUGGACAGCCAUGGUAGUGUUUGCUUGGUAA